GCUUCCUGUGCCUGGUGGAUGUGGUGCCCGUGAAGAAUGAAGAUGGAGCUGUCAUCAUGUUCAUCCUCAAUUUCGAGGUGGUGAUGGAAAAGGACAUGGUGGGGAGCCCGGCCCAUGACACCAAUCACCGUGGCCCCCCCAGCAGCUGGUUGGCUCCAGGCCGAGCCAAGACCUUCCGCCUGAAGCUGCCUGCGCUGCUGGCCUUGACCGCCCGGGAGUCCUCCGCGCGGCCAGGCGGUGCGGGCAGUGCGGGCGCCCCGGGGGCCGUGGUGGUGGACGUGGACCUGACGCCUGCGGCGCCCAGCCGCGAGUCGCUGGCCCUGGAUGAGGUGCCGGCCAUGGACAACCACGUGGCGGGGCUCGGGCCGGCGGAGGAGCGGUGUGCGCUGGUGGGCUCCAGCUCCCCGCCUGCCUCUGCCGGCGCGCCCGAGCCGCACCCGUCACCCCGGGCGCACAGCCUCAACCCCGACGCUUCGGGCUCCAGCUGCAGCCUGGCCCGGACACGCUCCCGGGAGAGCUGCGCCAGCGUGCGCCGCGCCUCCUCGGCUGACGAUAUCGAAGCCAUGCGCGCGGGUCUGCCGCCGCCCCCACGCCACGCCAGCACCGGGGCCAUGCACCCGCUGCGCGGCGGCCUGCUCAACUCCACAUCAGAUUCUGACCUCGUGCGCUACCGUACCAUUAGCAAGAUUCCCCAAAUCACCCUCAACUUUGUGGACCUCAAGGGGGACCCUUUCCUGGCUUCGCCCACCAGUGACCGGGAGAUCAUAGCACCGAAGAUAAAGGAGCGGACCCACAACGUCACUGAGAAGGUCACCCAGGUCCUGUCCCUGGGCGCCGACGUGCUGCCAGAGUAUAAGCUGCAGGCGCCGCGCAUCCACCGCUGGACCAUCCUGCACUACAGCCCCUUCAAGGCCGUGUGGGACUGGCUUAUCCUGCUGCUGGUCAUUUACACGGCUGUCUUCACACCCUACUCGGCCGCCUUCCUGCUGAAGGAGACGGAAGAGGGCUCCCCGGCCCCCGACUGUGGCUACGCCUGCCAGCCUCUGGCCGUGGUGGACUUCAUCGUGGACAUCAUGUUCAUCGUGGACAUCCUCAUCAACUUUCGUACUACUUACGUCAAUGCCAACGAGGAGGUGGUCAGCCAUCCUGGCCGCAUCGCCGUCCACUACUUCAAGGGCUGGUUCCUCAUCGAUAUGGUGGCUGCCAUCCCCUUCGACUUGCUCAUCUUUGGCUCUGGCUCUGAGGAGCUGAUUGGGCUGCUGAAGACGGCGCGGCUGCUGCGGCUGGUGCGCGUGGCGAGGAAGCUGGACCGCUACUCGGAGUACGGGGCGGCUGUGCUCUUCCUGCUCAUGUGCACCUUCGCGCUCAUCGCGCACUGGCUGGCCUGUAUCUGGUACGCCAUUGGCAACAUGGAGCAGCCGCACAUGGACUCCCGCAUCGGCUGGCUGCACAACUUGGGUGACCAGAUCGGCAAGCCCUACAACAGCAGCGGCCUGGGUGGCCCCUCCAUCAAGGACAAGUAUGUCACGGCCCUCUACUUCACCUUCAGCAGCCUCACCAGCGUGGGCUUCGGCAACGUCUCCCCCAACACCAACUCUGAGAAGAUCUUCUCCAUCUGUGUCAUGCUCAUUGGCUCCCUCAUGUACGCCAGCAUCUUCGGCAACGUGUCAGCCAUCAUCCAGAGGCUGUACUCGGGCACCGCCCGCUACCACACGCAGAUGCUUCGGGUGCGGGAGUUCAUCCGCUUCCACCAAAUCCCCAACCCCUUGCGCCAGCGCCUGGAGGAGUACUUCCAGCACGCCUGGUCCUACACCAAUGGCAUCGAUAUGAACGCGGUGCUGAAGGGCUUCCCCGAGUGCCUGCAGGCAGACAUCUGUCUGCAUCUGAACCGCUCGCUGCUGCAGCACUGCAAGCCCUUCCGAGGGGCCACCAAGGGCUGCCUGAGGGCCCUGGCCAUGAAGUUCAAGACGACACAUGCCCCGCCAGGCGACACGCUGGUGCAUGCUGGGGACCUGCUCACCGCCCUCUACUUCAUCUCCCGGGGCUCCAUUGAGAUCCUGCGGGGGGACGUCGUCGUGGCCAUCCUGGGGAAGAACGACAUCUUUGGAGAGCCUUUAAACCUGUACGCUCGGCCUGGCAAGUCCAAUGGGGAUGUGCGGGCCCUCACCUACUGCGAUCUGCACAAGAUCCACCGGGAUGACCUGCUGGAGGUGCUGGACAUGUACCCGGAGUUCUCUGACCACUUCUGGUCCAGCCUGGAGAUCACCUUCAACCUGCGGGACACCAACAUGAUCCCCGGGUCUCCCGGCAGCGCGGAGCUGGAGGGCGGCUUCAGCAGACAGCGCAAGCGCAAGCUGUCCUUCCGCCGGCGCACCGACAAGGACCCGGAACAGCCAGGGGAGGUGUCGGCCUUGGGGCCGGGCCGGGCGGGGGCAGGGCCGAGUAGCCGGGUCCGGCCAGGGGGGCCGUGGGGGGAGAGCCCAUCCAGUGGCCCCUCCAGCCCUGAGAGCAGUGAGGAUGAGGGCCCAGGCCGCAGCUCCAGCCCCCUCCGCCUGGUGCCCUUCUCCAGCCCCAGGCCCCCCGGAGAGCUGCCGGGUGGGGAGCCCCUGACGGAGGACCGUGAGAAGAGCAGUGACACUUGUAACCCACUGUCAGGUGCCUUCUCAGGAGUGUCCAACAUCUUCAGCUUCUGGGGGGACAGUCGGGGCCGCCAGUACCAGGAGCUGCCUCGCUGCCCUGCCCCCACCCCCAGCCUCCUGAACAUCCCUCUGUCCAGCCCCUGCCGGAGGCCCCGGGGCGACGUGGAGAGCAAGCUGGAUGCCCUUCAGAGGCAGCUCAACAGGCUGGAGACCCGGCUGAGUGCAGACAUGGCCACUGUCCUGCAGCUGCUGCAGAGGCAGAUGACUCUGGUCCCACCUGCCUACAGUGCUGUGACCACCCCAGGGCCUGGUCCCACCUCCAUCUCCUCUCUGCUGCCUGUCAGCCCCAUCCCCACCCUCACCCUGGACUCGCUUUCUCAGGUUUCCCAGUUCAUGGCGUUCGAGGAGCUCCCCCCGGGGGCCCCAGAGCUCCCCCAAGACGGCCCCCCUCGACGCCUCUCCCUGCCCGGCCAGCUGGGGGCCCUCACCUCCCAGCCCCUGCACAGACAUGGCUCAGACCCCGGCAGUUAGUGGGGCUGCCGGGUGUGGACACGUGGCUCACCCAGGGUUCAGCGCACUGCCUGGGCCCCUCCCCUCAGAGGCCCUGCCCCGAAGGCCCUGGCCGAGAAAGGGGAGAGGAACAUGAAGGCACGGCCCCUCCCC
Molecule: messenger RNA, 3302 nt
Organism: Neomonachus schauinslandi (Hawaiian monk seal)
Lineage: Eukaryota; Metazoa; Chordata; Mammalia; Carnivora; Phocidae
Gene: KCNH2
Product: potassium voltage-gated channel subfamily H member 2
Exons: 13
Coding region: 57-3170 (1037 amino acids)
Biological process (GO): potassium ion transmembrane transport; regulation of ventricular cardiac muscle cell membrane repolarization; membrane repolarization during action potential
Cellular component (GO): membrane
Molecular function (GO): inward rectifier potassium channel activity
Source: RefSeq, a predicted model, not a curated record